AUGCAUACCAUCAUCACAAGAGCUGCUAGUCAUCCCAGGUUCUUCUCCCUGGGCAAACAGUCGCUCUGUUUGUGGACGAGAAGGCUGGCAACGAUGACACCUCCCAUACGGCCUCGCAAAUUCGCCCCGCUCAAGCCUGAGAAGAAGACCGAGGGUGAUCCGCGGCCUACACUGAAGGGAAUUGUUUUUGACGUGGAUGGAACACUAUGCCUGCCACAGAAUUACAUGUUCGGUGAGAUGCGAUCGGCCCUCGGCAUUGACAAGGGCACGGAUAUCCUGGACCACAUCUACUCCCUGCCGGAUGCUGAACAGAAUGAAGCUCAAGAGAAGGUCCGGGACAUUGAACGUGCUGCUAUGAAGAAGCAGAAGCCGCAAGCUGGCCUGGUCAAACUGAUGGAUUAUCUGGAUUCACGUGGCCUGAAGAAGGGCAUCUGCACGCGCAAUUUCGACGCGCCUGUGGAGCAUCUCCUCAACACAUUCCUGCCAUCGUCGAAGUUCAGUCCCGUCAUCACACGAGAGUUCCGCCCGCCUAAACCAGACCCUGCCGGUAUUUUGCACAUCGCGAAGCAAUGGAUGCACGAGGACGGUGGUGAUAGUCUUAUUAUGGUGGGUGAUUCCAUCGAUGACAUGACCGCUGGCUUCCGUGCCGGUGCAGCUACUGUGUUACUUAUCAACGACGUUAACAAGCACCUUGCUGAGCACCAGCACACGGAUCUCGUGGUGAAGCAGCUCGAUGACCUGAUCGAGAUCCUCGAGAACGGCUUUGAGGGUAGAGUAGAGGCUGACCAAGAGAACGUCGAUGCGAAAGGGUUGGUAGAGGAAGCUGCUGAGAAGAGUUGA
Messenger RNA from Boeremia exigua, 840 nucleotides. RefSeq names its product HAD-like domain-containing protein. The coding region runs from base 1 to 840 and encodes 279 amino acids. The record is from RefSeq and is a predicted model, not a curated record. NCBI's taxonomy places the organism in Eukaryota, Fungi, Ascomycota, Dothideomycetes, Pleosporales, Didymellaceae. The transcript is spliced from 2 exons.